CCAACUUCCUAGCCGGAUCUAAAGACAUCCCUUAAAGGAGCAACACCACGUCCUCCAACGCCUGAAGCUUGAAGCCUGACGACUUGGCAAGCGCCCGCACUCCAACACCCGCCAGACGCUCGAAAAUAUGCAUUCCCCAAUCCAACUCAUCGCCCUCGUCCUCGCGUGGUCAUCCUCCCUCGCCACCCUCGCCGUCGCGGUGCGCACUGGACCCAACGUCGCCCACCCACCAGUGCACGCCCUCGCCCAGCGCCAAGACUCAUCUAGCACAACCGGCUCAGCUUCCAGCGCGAGCGGGAGCACAACCGGGACCGGAACUGCAACAUCUUCGUCCUCGACGAACAUCGGUUCGCCUUCUGUGACGACGACGAGCUCGGCCAACUGGCCGACGCUGAGCGGGUACCCGACGUGUGUGACAAACUGCCUUCAGGAGGCUGUAUCGGCGGCCAACUGCUCAAGUAUCAUCGACGUCGACUGCUAUUGCAGCAACGCGGUCUUCGAGUCAACAAUCGUCGACUGCACCGCUCAAGGGUGCUAUUCUAGCGUCUCCUCCGCGGAAUCGCUUGCGCAGCAGUUCUGCGACCGCGCAACGUACAACGUCUCUGUAACAGCCACGGGCACCAGCUCCGCCUCGAUCUCGAUCUCAACUUCCACCUCCUUCUCGCUCACAUUCCCCAGCGCUACGCCCCCAUCGACGUCCGCGUCCGCGUCCGGGACCGGCAGCGGUGGCUCUUCGGGGUCAAGUCCGACGGGUUCCACGGGUGGAGCUGUCGCCCUCACGAAGGAUGUGACUGGGCUGAGCAUGAGCAUGGGUGUUGCGAUGCUGGGUGUUUUGGCUGGGGCCGCGCUGCUCUGAGCUCGAAGGUCCAAUUUAUAUCACCAUCUCUUUCCUGACGCUACUUCGGCCCGACAGCCUCUACAGAUAGACACAUGGACAGACAAACGGGGUGGGAUGAACAUUAUGUUCCGUGGCUCGACGAUCGAUAUCCCCGCUCUUCGCUACGGAUUUUUUCUGCGUUCUGGAGUGCAUAUACACAUACAUACUUACAACACGCACGACUGCACACGUAUAUACGAGUGUCGCGUACUGGGUACCGAUUUUGAAUACUGAUACUGAUUGAUUACCCACCUGGACUUUCAUACCUUUUUUCGUAUGUUUUAUUUUCGUUCAUUACCUGCAUUCAUUCCAAGGUUUUGUCGUUGCCAAGCCUACUGCGUCCCCGCCUUGAAUCAUAUUUGUUACUAGGUAUAGGUCA
Molecule: messenger RNA, 1256 nt
Organism: Coniophora puteana RWD-64-598 SS2
Lineage: Eukaryota; Fungi; Basidiomycota; Agaricomycetes; Boletales; Coniophoraceae
Exons: 3
Coding region: 128-856 (242 amino acids)
Source: RefSeq, a predicted model, not a curated record